Messenger RNA from Sebastes umbrosus (honeycomb rockfish), 3270 nucleotides. Its product is annotated as erythroblast NAD(P)(+)--arginine ADP-ribosyltransferase-like. The transcript has 3 exons. Gene Ontology annotation, molecular function: NAD+-protein-arginine ADP-ribosyltransferase activity; NAD+ poly-ADP-ribosyltransferase activity. The record is from RefSeq and is a predicted model, not a curated record. Lineage: Eukaryota; Metazoa; Chordata; Actinopteri; Perciformes; Sebastidae. Bases 992 to 2188 code for a protein of 398 amino acids.
CAUUCAACCCACUUAAAUCUAAACUAGUGUUUUCCAAACUUUUUUCUGGGGACCCACUUUUUAAAAAUGACUGGACUAAGCUCAUCUAAAGCCGGUUUGUUAUUAUUUGUUGUCUUAUGCCCCGGCUCAAAUUCCUGUGAGCUGGAAUGAGCUAGAAACAUGAACCUUGGCACAAUAACUGGAACUAAUUCUGAAAGUGUUUUUAUUUUAUUAUUUUUUAUUUUUUUUGUUUUAUAUUUUUGUUUUUUAAAAGGGUGACAGUGCAGCGCUUUAGGUAGGCCCACUGUUUUCUCCAUCUUAAAAUAGUCUAAUAAACAAGAUUAUCAAAUCUCAUUUAUGUUAUUUGGUUUUAAUUCAACACUAUGAUCAUCAUCCAUUUAGUAUUGAAAAUAGCCAUUUUUAAUUCUGUCUGUGUGGUUGCUGAAAAUGAGUUCCUGUUUAUGGGAAUUAAUAACCAAGUUAUUUAUGUUCGGCACCUUUAUAGCUCUGUGUCGAGUUGAGAUGAUGGGUUUUAUAAAAUCAACAGAGGUGGGUGGGGUAGGUAGUGACGGUGAUAUACAUUGUCCUAUAUUUUGGGCGAGCACAUGAGAGCCCCUGUGGUUAGGUACAGUCCAUCACGCUUAGAGAAUGCUGGACGGCCCCAAAAAAGUGACCUUAAAUUUGUCACAAGCUGUUUUUAGCCAUGAAUUGAAGCAGAGCAGACGGCUGAAUUUUUCUAUGCCCCUGUUGUAAGUCGAAAGUGGUCCUGAAAUUGCUAUGUUUUUUCCAGUUGCUUUGAGGGUGGUGAGAAAAGUUUUAAAAUUGUCCUUUAAAGUUUCUGACUCACGGUGAGAAGUGUCGUUGCUGCCAACGUGUGCUACCACAGUACUCACAUUAUUGUGUUUUCCAAGCACCGCUGGAAUCUCUGUGUUGAGGUCCAAUACACGGGCUCCGGGGAAACAGUGGACUGCUGCAGCGGUUCCGUGGGAGGGGAGCGAGAGUCCCCCGAACGAUGGAGUCCCUAAUCACCAUAGUGGAAGCAAGCGAUGGUGGAGGGGUGGGUGCAGCGGAGAGUUGUCGGUCGGGGAACGAGUCUGGGCUCAACACCUUAAAACGGUUUUCCAGCCUCAGCUCCGGAGGGCGGAGGAUUUCCCUCUGUCUUCCCCGCCUGCCUGUCACCCACCCGCAGGGCUGGACUGGCCAUCUGGGCGUCGGCGUUAGGGGCGAGCUUUGGGGGUCCAGGUCCGUCCAAAAAGAUUCAACAGUUUUCCUGACUGCAGUGAUGAAGGGUAACAUGCUGAUCUUUGCUCCAUUCUGUUUGCUCCUUUGCUGCAUGCUGCCUGCAGACGCCGUGCCGAUCCACUUGCCUCUACGAGAUACCAACAAGGACAUCCCAUUGAGCAUGGAAGAAGAUUCGGUUGACGACAGGUAUUUUGACUGCGAUGCCGCUAAGAUGGAAAUAAUCAAGAACAAAUCCAUUGAAGAAGAAAUGAACAAGAGACCAUUUUCAGGUGCCUGGAAGAACGCAACAGUUUGUGCUAACGAGAAAUUUGAACAGAGAGAGGAUAAGGCUCUAACCAAAGAUCACAUGCUGGCAAUCUGUAUUUAUACAGGGGAAGAUGUGUACAUGGUUUUCAAUGAGGCAGUCCGAACAAAUAGGAGCAUCUAUGGCUCCUCAUUCCAGUUCCACUCUUUACAUUACCUGCUGACAUCUGCCAUACAGAUCUUGAAUAACAAUAACAACUGUUACGAUACUUACAGACGAGUCCGUACUAGUUUUACUGGCAAAGUGAACCAAAUAAUUCGGUUUGGCUCCUUUACCUCCAGCUCUAAGAAAACAGACUUGAUAGACUUUGGUAAUGAGACCUGCUUUAAAAUCAGGACCUGUUCAGGUGCUUAUUUGAAAAACUAUCCAACUUAUGGUGACGAGGAAGAGGUGCUCAUCCCUCCCUACGAGAAGUUCACUAUAACUGAGAUAAGUGAUGAUCCUGGUAAAUUUAAAGGUCUAGAAGAUUGUAAAAAGGUCAUUGUCUUGGAGACUGCCGGGGUAGAGAGCAGACUGAACUGCAAAUUUGCACCAAGUGCCAUAAGGGGCACCACAAUUAUGAUCAUCAUCAUCAGCAUCAUUAUCACCAUCAUCAUCAUCAGCAUCAUCAUCAUUAUGAUAAAGAGGAAGCACAAGUGCACAACUAUAUCGAACUACAUUUAACUACAUAAGACUAUAGACUUAGAUUAUAGGCAAUACAAAGAUAUACAUAUUUGCUCGAAAUAAUAAAAGGAUUUAUGGUGCCCCCCCUCCUCCAUCAUCCUGUGGUUUGUUCCAUUGUGCCUGAUGGUACGUGUCCACAGGAUCCGUCCAUUCCACGCUUCCCAUUCAUUCUCUAUGUAAGCAGCCAUGCAAUGCAUUCUGGUAGCGUGGCGGCACAAUUCGAGAGACGGAGCGUCACAACAGCCGUUCCUCAUUUGCAUUGAGUUGAGGGAUAGUUUGCUUUAUACAAAUCACGGGCGUCUGACGCGACUCGCCGCCUCUCGAAACUCCUGAGAAUCUUUUAAAAUAAAUGUUGUCGAUCCAAAAUAAAGACAGAUUCAACAACUGCAUGGCUUAUUUCAGGCCUCAAAUGUUUUCAGAAACUCAUUUUGGUGAACAAUUCUUGAAAAAAGAGAAGAAAGUUUCCAAACGAGCCUCCAUAUUGUUUCCGGUUUGAAAGCUGGGAGCAGCAGCUCACGGAGCGAAAGCGUUCAUACAAUCAGGUGCCAAGUGUGUUGUAUCUAGUGGCAGCCCACCAAGCGUCCAAUUCUGGGAAGCGCCGCGUCCCCUUGCGAUAAAAAAUGCCCCGGUGGACACGUACCAUGACAAACUCGAGCCUGGCUCGUCCAGACCGCCCGCGUGAGCAGCGUGUGGCGGCUGUGUUACCUGUUGUUUUUUUAUUUCGGCGUCCGUGUUAACAGGUUAGAGCAGCCACACAGCCUGUCUCAGCUGCGUCUCUUCUAGAGAUUCAAGAUCUCGUCUAUUUUUCGCGCGAGCCGCGCGGUUCACAGCAACAACAGACAAUGAAAGUGAUCGUAUGACUUUAUAUUAACAUCAUACCAGCAACAUUACUACAGUUUUGAUGUCUAUACCAUAAAGCAAUUAUGCAUAGGGCACCCAAAUGGCUAGCAGCUAACUCUCUUAACGCAACUGAAUUAAUUAGAUAAUAUACAACCUAUAGCUACACAUUCUCUACGAUCCUUGACUUUAUGCUUAGGGUUUGUUUGAUCUUUGUGUGCUUAUGUUUUACACACUUCUCCAGC